Messenger RNA from Peromyscus eremicus (cactus mouse), 942 nucleotides. Its product is annotated as olfactory receptor 8K3-like. Gene Ontology annotation, biological process: sensory perception of smell; G protein-coupled receptor signaling pathway. Gene Ontology annotation, molecular function: G protein-coupled receptor activity; olfactory receptor activity; odorant binding. The transcript has a single exon. The record is from RefSeq and is a predicted model, not a curated record. NCBI's taxonomy places the organism in Eukaryota, Metazoa, Chordata, Mammalia, Rodentia, Cricetidae. The coding region runs from base 1 to 942 and encodes 313 amino acids. Gene Ontology annotation, cellular component: membrane.
AUGCAGACCCACAACCUCACAGUGGUGACAGAAUUCAUCUUGAUGGGCAUCACUGAACGCCCUGAGCUGCAAGCACCAUUAUUCGGACUGUUCCUCAUUAUCUAUCUGAUCUCACUGGCUGGCAACUUGGGCAUGAUCAUCCUCACCAUGGUGGACUCCAGGCUGCAAACACCCAUGUACUUCUUUCUCAGACACCUUGCUACUACAGAUCUUGGUUAUUCAACAGCUGUGGGACCCAAAAUGUUAAGAAAUUUCCUUGUGGAUCAAAAUACAAUAUCUUUUUAUUUUUGUGCUAUCCAGUUGUCUUUCUUUAUUAUAUUCAUUGUUAGUGAAUUUUUUAUUCUCUCUGCAAUGUCUUAUGACCGAUAUGUUGCCAUCUGUAAACCACUCCUCUACACUGUCAUUAUGUCACAAAGAGUAUGUUGGAUACUAGUCAUCAUCCCCUAUCUCUACAGUUUAAUUGUCUCACUUCCACUUACCAUUAAGAUUUUCACUUUAUCCUUCUGUGACCACAAUGCCAUCAGUCAUUUCUACUGUGAUUGUCUGCCCUUGUUAUCUUUGGCCUGCUCAAAUACACAAGAAAUUGAGGUGAUAAUUUUGAUCUUAUCAGCUUUUAAUUUGCUUUCUUCUCUUCUAGUAGUCAUUGUGUCCUAUCUAUUCAUCCUUACAUCUGUUCUCAGGAUGAACUCAGCUGAGGGCAAAAGGAAGGCUUUCUCUACAUGUGGGUCCCACCUGACAGUAGUCAUUGUCUUCUAUGGGACUUUGAUAUUUAUGUAUUUGCAGCCUGUGUCCAUUCACUCCUUUGACACUGAUAAAGUGAUUUCUGUCUUUUACACUCAGGUUAUCCCUAUGUUGAAUCCCUUAGUCUACAGCUUGAGGAACAAAGAUGUAAAAGAUGCCCUUAAAAAAACAAUGGGAAAGCUACGCAAUAUUGUCUUGUAG